AUGGUUGUUGCUACUAACCUCGGUUUCCCUUACGUCGGUGCUAAGCGUGAGCUUAAGAAGUCUGUUGAGGCUUACUGGUCUGGAAAGAUCUCUUCUGAUGAGCUUAAGACUGCCUACCAAAAGAUUCAAGAACAACACUGGGAGUUGCAAAAGGAGCAAGGUAUUCAACACAUUCCCUCUGGUGAUUACACUUUGUAUGAUCGUGUCUUGGACACUGCUCAACAAUUCGGUGUCAUCCCCACUCGUUACCAACACAUCCAAGAUCCUCUUCAACAAUUCUUUGCUAUGGGUCGUGGUCUUCAAAAGCCUGCUACUGCCACUACUGAAAAGGUUGAUGUCCCUGCUCAAGAAAUGAAGAAGUGGUUUGAUACCAACUACCAUUUCAUCGUUCCUGAAUUCGAACCUAACCAACAAUUCACUCUCCAAAACCCUCGUGCUGUUGAGCAAUACAACACUGCCAAGGCUCUCGGUAUUGAGACUCGUCCUGUCAUUGUUGGUCCCGUUACCUUCCUUCACCUCGGUAAGACUGCCAAGGGUUUCGAGAGCUUUGAUACUCUCUCUCUCCUCCCCAAGGUCCUUCCUCUCUACAUCGAACUCUUGAAGCAACUCGAAGCUGCUGGUGCUGAAUGGGUCCAAAUUGAUGAGCCUGCUCUUAUCCUCGAUUUGCCUGCCAAUGUCAAGGCUGCCUAUGAAGAAGCUUACAAAGCCAUCAACGCUGCUACUUCCAUCAAGACUUUGGUUGCUGCUUACUUUGGUCGUGUUGAGUCCAACAUCUCUGGUCUUAUUCCCCAUGUUAACGGUGUCCAUCUCGAUCUUGUUCGUGCCCCUGAGGAACUCGAUGCUAUCUUGCCUCAAUUGAACAACUCUCAAGUCUUGUCUCUCGGUCUCGUCGAUGGUCGUAACAUCUGGAUCAACAACCUCGCCAAGUCUAUUGAGUUGGGUCAAAAGGCUGUUGCUGCUCUCGGUAAGGAACGUGUCUUCAUUGCUCCUUCUUGUUCUCUUGCCCACUCUCCCUUCUCUACCUCUUUUGAGAAGAAGAUUGCCGAGAAGAACCCCGAGCUUCUUAGCUGGUUGGCUUUUGCUGUUGAGAAGACCAAGGAAAUCUCUGUCAUUGCCUCUGCUCUUAACAACGGCCCUGAAUCUGUCAAGGACGCUCUUGCUGCCAACGCUGCCGCUAUCGAGUCUCGUCGUACUUCUGCUCAAACCACCAACCCUGCUGUUCGUGAUCGUGCCAACAACAUCCCUGCUGCUGACUGGAAGCGUCCUGCUGAAUUCAGUGUUCGUCGUCAAGCUCAAGUCAAGAAGCUCAACUUGCCUCUCUUCCCUACCACUACCAUCGGUUCUUUCCCUCAAACCAAGGAAAUCCGUGUUGCUCGUCAAAAGUUCAACAAGGGUGAGCUCUCUACUGCGGACUAUGAUGCUUUCAUCAAGAAGGAGAUGAAGCAAAUGGUUGAAUUCCAAGAGAAGGUUGGUUUGGAUGUCCUUGUUCACGGUGAACCCGAACGUAACGACAUGGUUGAGCAUUUCGGUCAUCUUCUCCACGGUUAUGACUUCACUGAAAACGGUUGGGUUGUCUCUUAUGGUUCUCGUUGUGUCAAGCCUCCUGUCAUCUUUGGUGAUGUCUCUCGUCGUGGUCCUAUGACUGUUGAUGAAACCGUCUAUGCUCAAUCUCUCACUCAAAAGCCUAUGAAGGGUAUGUUGACUGGUCCUGUUACCAUGAUGAAGUGGUCUUUUGUCCGUGAUGAUCUUCCUCUCAAGGAUGUCUGUGCUCAAAUCGGUCUUGCUCUCCGUGAUGAAGUUGUCGAUCUUGAGUCUGCUGGUAUUCCUUGUAUUCAAGUUGAUGAGCCUGCUAUUCGUGAAGGUCUCCCUAUUCGUCGUGCUGAUUGGGAUGCUUACCUCGAUUGGUCUGUCGGUUGUUUCCGUCUCUCUACUGCUGGUGUCCGCAACGAAACUCAAAUCCACACUCACAUGUGUUACUCUGAUUUCAAUGAUAUCUUUGAUGCUAUUGUCGAUCUUGAUGCUGAUGUCCUCUCCAUUGAAAACUCCAAGUCUGAUGAGAAGCUCCUCAACAUCUUUGCUGUUAAGAAGUAUCCCCAAGAAGUCGGUCCUGGUCUCUUUGAUAUUCACUCUCCUCGUGUUCCCUCUGUUGAAGAGAUGUCUGUUAUCUUUGACAACGUUAUCAAGUACAUUCCCAAGGAACAUGCUUGGAUCAACCCUGAUUGUGGUCUCAAGACUCGUGGCUGGCCCGAAACUGAAGCUGCUCUCACCAACUUAGUUGAAGUUGCUCGUCAAUUCAGAGCCAAGUACGCUUAA
Molecule: messenger RNA, 2313 nt
Organism: Mucor velutinosus
Lineage: Eukaryota; Fungi; Mucoromycota; Mucoromycetes; Mucorales; Mucoraceae
Product: Vacuolar protein sorting-associated protein 4
Exons: 1
Coding region: 1-2313 (770 amino acids)
Molecular function (GO): 5-methyltetrahydropteroyltriglutamate-homocysteine S-methyltransferase activity; zinc ion binding
Source: RefSeq, a predicted model, not a curated record